This is a messenger RNA of Hibiscus syriacus, 2282 nucleotides long. Its product is annotated as UBP1-associated protein 2B-like. The transcript is spliced from 2 exons. Lineage: Eukaryota; Viridiplantae; Streptophyta; Magnoliopsida; Malvales; Malvaceae. The coding region runs from base 98 to 1621 and encodes 507 amino acids. Gene Ontology annotation, molecular function: RNA binding. The record is from RefSeq and is a predicted model, not a curated record.
AUAAGUGAUAGUUGAGAUCCGCUGUUUUCCCAGAAGCCCUAUUUCUCCCCCCCCCCCCCUCUCCGACAAAUCAAUCUUUCGAAUCUUCGUUUUCUCCAUGGCUAAGAAGCGAAAGCAACGAUCUUCUGCGGUCGAACCCACUAAAACAACAGCGGAUCCUCAACCAAUCGAAGAAGAAGAAGAAGAAGAAGAAGAAGAAGAAGAAGAAGAACAACAACAUCAAGAAUACAUACCCGAAGAUCCAAAACUUAACGUAGAAGAGGAAGAACUCCAGGAAGUUGAGGAGGAAGUUGAAGAAGAAGCAGAAGAGGAGGUUGAAGAAGAAGAGGAAGUGGAGCUGGAUGAAGACGAGGAGGAAGACGAGAACGAAGAGGAUGAAGAUGAAGAAGAAGCGGAAAACCAAACCCUAGAUGGAAACGGAGCUCCGAAAGGAACAAGUCAAGAAGAGGAAUUGGACGAUGAGCCUUUCGAGACACUUCUACAACCGUUUGAGAAAGAUCAAUUGAUUACCCUUAUCAAGAAAGCAGUCAAAAAGCACCCAGAGUUCAUAUCGUCGGUUCGUGAGCUUGCCGAUGUGGACCCGUCUCAACGGAAGAUCUUCGUUCACGGUCUCAGUUGGGAUACCACUGCUGACACCCUCACCGCCGAGUUUUCUAAAUAUGGGGAAAUCGAAGAAUGCAAAGCGGUUACCGAUAGGGUUUCUGGGAAAUCUAAGGGUUAUGCUUUUAUUCUCUUUAAACAUCGGAGUGGAGCUCGCCGAGCUUUGAAACAGCCCCAGAAGAAGAUUGGGAAUAGAACUACUUCUUGUCAGUUGGCUUCGCAAGGGCCGGUUCCAGCACCUCCUCCAACUGCACCGCCUGUGUCUGAGUAUACUCAGAGAAAGAUUUUUGUUAGUAACGUUUCUGCUGAAAUGGACCCCGAGAAGUUGCUUGAGUUUUUUAAACAGUUUGGGGAAAUUGAGGAAGGUCCGUUGGGGCUUGAUAAGCAUACAGGGAAACCGAAAGGGUUUGCUCUUUUUGUAUACAGGUCGGUUGAGAGUGCAAGGAAGGCCUUAGAAGAGCCACACAAGAAUUUUGAAGGCCAUGUUUUGCAUUGCCAGAAGGCCAUUGAUGGGCCAAAACCGACUAAAGGUGGUUAUGCAGGAGGUGCUUCUUCUGGGCAUCAUCAGCCGUACCAGCAGCACCAGCAAGGGCAACAUCAGAAUCAGUCUCGUUACCAUCAUGCUAAGAAGGGGAAGUACUCUUCUAGUGGAUCAGAGACCGGUCAUUUGAUGGCUCCAUCUGGGCCUGCUGCAUUGGGAGUGGGGUUUAACCCUGAAGUUGCUGCUGCUGGGUUGAACCCUGGGGUGGCUUUUACUGCUCCAGCUUUAAACCCAGUGCUUGGACAGGCUUUAACUGCGUUGCUUGCUUCUCAGGGUUCUGGUUUGGGGCUCGGUAAUCUGCUUGGAGGGUUUGGUGGUGCCCCUGUGAACCAGGGAGCACCUGCUGCAGGUUAUGGGGGUCAGGUUACAGGAGGCUACGGGAACCAGAUGGGAGUACAGGGUGGGUAUCAGAAUCCACAGAUGGGGCAGGGCGGUGCUGGUAGGAAUCAGCCUGGUGGCGGUGCUCCUUACAUGGGAUAGUGGGUAAGCCCCAAGGUACGAUGGUCAUGUAGUCCCGCCUGCCUGCUUACACGUAAUGUAUUCUUAACAGAAGUGCCACCAGCUUCUACUAACCUUCCAGCCCCAGGCCCCCUCCCCCCUGUCCUUGUGUGGAUAACCUUUGCAUUAGGGAGGGGAACGAAUGGAGUUUUUGGUGUUCGAUGGCUGGUGAAAUGGCUUCUUUGUCUUCAAUGACACCAUUUGUUGUUUCCUUGAGUUGUUUGUGAUGGGGGAGAUGGAAUCAACUUGACUUGGAAGGCUAUAGAUGUUUUGUAUCAUACCAGUUGUUCAUGUAUGUGCUUGUGAAUGUCCCUCGUCUUGUUUGAGGGACUUGGAUAAAGGAUCUGCUAGUAGUUUAUUUCGAUGGGACAGCAGGACCAGUGAAGCCGAAGAAUGUAUUCCAUCUGGAGGCAUAAUAUGCUGUCCAUAAAUGCCCUCAUAUCUGGAUUGCCUUGCUGCCUAACUUAAAUUGCAGCUCCUGAUUAUUGCUCUUGAUGCAUGUAAGACAUGAAUACUAGACUAGAUUGAUAUAUUUAUCUAUAACCAGUGAAAAAACAGCGUUGUUUGGUGGACAAUGGAUUGGUUACUCUCUUUGAGAGAUAAACUUGAUUUGGAUGAAUAAAUAAAUUUUGAGUUAAUUGAA